Messenger RNA from Heterotrigona itama, 1991 nucleotides. The record is from the annotation of a GenBank genome assembly. Lineage: Eukaryota; Metazoa; Arthropoda; Insecta; Hymenoptera; Apidae.
ACAUUCGUUGACACAAAUGUACGGCCGUAUGGACGAAUAUCUCUUAGACGAUUUGCCGGACGUGGUGUUAGAACACAAAAUCGAUAUGUGUAAGUUGUUACUUCAAGUGUUGGACGUCAUAGAACCUGGCUAUUCUCGUAUAAGAGGAAUGACCUUGUACGAACUCCAUGCACCAUUGCUUUUCGCUGCUAAAACACUGUGGAACAUCGGGAUGAUCGACGAAGCCGCCCUAAAAUCGAAAAUGAUAGAUGCAUCUACUAUCUUGAAGGAAGCUGCGGCAAUUUUGUGCUUAGAACCACCGGAUACACCGGAGGAUAUUUACAGGCAACCACGGAUUUAAAGCAAGGUGAAGUGGUAUUUCGAGAAGAGCCGAUUGUUGUUGGGCCAAUAAGUUCCAACAGAAAUCCGUUAUGCUUCGCAUGUUUGAGCAUCUUGCCACCGAUUGAAGAAAAUGAGCAAUAUGUUUGCUCGAGAUGCACGAUCGCGCCUCUCUGUGGCAAUGCUUGCGACGAACGAUCGGGUCACCACACAUCGGACGAGUGUGACAUCUUCGAAAUUAACAAAGAUCUACUGAGGGAUAAUAUGGAUUGUGUUAUCAGUACAUUGUUCAUUUUACGACUCUGGCUGUUAAAAGAGAGGGAGCCGAAAUUAUGGGAGCAAGUCAAAACUAUGGAAGCUCAUUUGGAUGAAAGAAGAGACACAGAGGAUUGGGAAGACAGAGAAAUAAAUAUCGUAGCUAUGAUGAAAUCGCUCAAUUUAAUUCCUGAUAACGAUCCAUCUAUCUCGGAAGAGCUUCAACUAAUAUGCGGAAUAGUAGAUGUUAAUUCUCUCGAGCUUAGGCCCCCAGGACGCAUAGAAGGGCUUUAUUUACGAGGUUUAUUUAUGCAGGCCUCGUUGCUCUCUCACAACUGCAGGGGUAACCUUCAUCUAACUGCGGAUAGCAAUUUUAAGUUAAUCGUAUAUGCCAGUCAACCAAUUAAAGAAGGCGAUGCCAUUUGCUUUAAUUAUUCUUCGCCUGUUUUGGGAACAUUAUCUCGCAGAUACCAUUUAAAAAAUACAAAAUAUUUCGAAUGCGAUUGCUCGGUGUGUAGCGAUCCGUAUGAAAUGGGAUCGCAUAUAAGCAGUAUCCUGUGUCCACGAUGUAAAGAAGGUUACAUGGGAAUGGAGGAUCCUUUGACAAUGUCUCCAUAUGGGAAGGAAACAAAAUGGAAAUGUAACAAUUGCAGACACCGCAUAGGAGGAUGCCUUGUCAAGACCACUUUAGAUCUGUGCAAAUCAUUGAUCGAUGAAGUGGACAUUCACGAUGCUAAAGAGCUAGAUAUUUUAAGGAGGAAAUUAUUGAAUUCGCUGCAUCGAAAUCAUUUCUUAAUUCUAACGGUGAAGCAAAAGUUGUUGACUAUUUAUAGAUUCGAAGCGGUGAAGCCAAAUCCAAAGAAAAGGAUUAUGGAGAAUAUGUUGCUCAUAUGUAGAGAAAUGUACGAAUUGCUGGAAAUUAUUGAACCAGGGAUAUCUCGAUAUAAAGCAAUAAUCAUGUACGAGUUGCAUUUACCAAUGGUGUCGUUAGCAAAUCAUGCGCACUCGAGAGAACAAAUUUCUUCAAUGGAAUUGUCUUCGCGCCUUGAAGAAGCCGCAACUAUAUUGAAGAAGUCCCUAACUAUGCUGCUUUUAGAGCCAACGGACACUCCAGAAGGGAAAUUGGCCAAACGUGCUUUACAAAAAUUAAAGACACUAAAUCUAACUAUAGCCGACGCUAAGGCUUUGAGUCAACUUGAACAGCUUACUAUUCGUGAAAGAAGAAGACUACAGAAAAAUAAAUAAAUAAAGGGAAACAAAUAGACAAUGGAUAUGAAGUAUCUUUUACAUUGACAAUGAUGAUUACUAUGCUAAUAUUAAUUUUUAUCAUUAUGUGAGAAUGUAACAAAGUAUUAGUUAUGUAAAAAUGAAACAAACAUUAGUAAUUUAAAUAAGAAAAUUUUUUAAUGAUUUUAUAC